Cyprinodon variegatus (sheepshead minnow) is the source of this 3302-nucleotide messenger RNA. It is a transcript of the gene ola1, whose product is annotated as Obg-like ATPase 1. Gene Ontology annotation, cellular component: cytoplasm. Gene Ontology annotation, molecular function: GTP binding; ATP binding; ATP hydrolysis activity. The transcript has 11 exons. Bases 134 to 1330 code for a protein of 398 amino acids. NCBI's taxonomy places the organism in Eukaryota, Metazoa, Chordata, Actinopteri, Cyprinodontiformes, Cyprinodontidae. The record is from RefSeq and is a predicted model, not a curated record.
UUUGAGCACAUGCAGAAGAGUUCAAGCUGAAGCGCUUACAGUCAGCCUGGUUAUGUUCAAGUACUGAAUGAAUAUGCUUUUCUGAGUGUGUCACCUGCAUUAGAAGUCGAUUCAGGAUUUAAGAGUGAGAGACAUGGCUCCAAAAAAGGCCAAAGGAGAUGAUGCACCAAAGCCACCACCGCUGAUUGGAAGGUUUGGAACUUCUCUGAAGAUAGGGAUUGUCGGUUUGCCCAAUGUUGGGAAGUCAACCUUUUUCAACGUGCUGACAAAGAGUCAGGCUGCAGCAGAAAAUUUCCCCUUCUGCACCAUUGACCCAAAUGAAAGCAGAGUGCCCAUUCCAGAUGAACGCUAUGAUUUCCUCUGCCAAUUCCACAAACCUCCCAGUAAAAUCCCAGCAUUUCUCAAUGUUGUGGACAUUGCUGGUCUGGUGAAAGGUGCCCAUGUUGGCCAAGGCCUGGGAAAUGCCUUCCUAUCCCACAUCAGCGCCUGCGAUGGCAUCUUCCACCUGACACGGGCUUUUGAGGAUGAGGAUAUCAUCCAUGUGGAGGGGACUGUGGACCCUGUUCGAGAUAUGGAGAUCAUCCAUGAGGAGCUGAGGCUGAAGGAUGUGGAGAUGAUCGUCCCCAUUAUCGACAAGCUGGAGAAGACGGCCAUUAGAGGCGGUGACAAGAAACUCAAACCAGAAUAUGACGUUAUGUGCAAAGUAAAGAGCUGGGUUGUGGAUGAAAAGAAGCAUGUUCGUUACUAUCAUGACUGGAACGAUAAGGAGAUUGAAGUGUUGAACAAAUACUUGUUUUUGACAUCCAAACCAAUGAUCUACCUCGUUAAUCUGUCUGAGAAAGACUACAUAAGGAGGAAGAACAAAUGGCUGGUGAAAAUCAAGGAGUGGGUGGACAGUCACGACCCCGGAGCCUUGGUCAUCCCCUUCAGCGGCAACCUGGAGAGUCGACUACAGGACAUUAACGAAGAAGAGAGACAGAAAUACUGCAAAGAGCACAAGACGCAGAGUGCCCUAAGCAAGAUCAUCAAGGCUGGCUACGCAGCCCUGCAGCUUGAGUACUUCUUCACCGCUGGCCCAGAUGAGGUUCGCGCCUGGACCAUCCGGAAAGGAACUAAGGCUCCACAGGCUGCGGGGAAGAUCCACACGGACUUCGAGAGGGGCUUCAUUAUGGCAGAAGUAAUGAAAUUCCAGGAUUUUAAAGAAGAGGGCAGCGAGAGCGCUGUCAAGGCAGCUGGGAAAUACCGACAGCAAGGAAGAAACUACACGGUUGAGGAUGGAGACAUCAUCUUUUUCAAAUUCAAUGCACCAAACGCACCAAAGAAAAAGUGACUUAGGAGGAAUAUUGUUGUUUACACAGCUGACUUUAUUUUUUUCAUUAUUUUUGGCAAUGGAUAUACAAAUGUGAACAAAGUGCCACAGAGUAUUCACACCCCUUCAUUUUUUCCAAAUUUCACAAUGUAACGGGUUUAUUCUGAAACUGUUAAUUUAUUUAUUUAUUUAUUUAUUUUUUUUACAAGAUAACUAGCCUAUAAAGAGAAAGAAAAAUGAAAAACCUGUUAAGUAUGUAUGUAGUCACACCUUUUUAAUUUUUCACUGUUUCUUAUAUAUUUCUGAAACUUGACAGGUUUUUUCCCUUAUGGAAAUUUAAAAUUAUGGAACUUAAAACUGCAGAGGAAUACAAAAAUAUAUCUACCAAAUAUCCUGAAAAGUACUUUUGUCUGCAGAACCCUAUGUAGAUUUAAAUGAUGGUGCGGAUUGAUCAGGAUCAAUGGUCAGUUAGUAUAUUCUUUUCAGUAAAGAACCAUCCAGAAGGUUGCCUUUUGCUAGCACUAUUUGUGAGUCAGAUCUCUAUGGCAGCAGGGGAAGCACCAGAAGCUGCUCACUAAAACACAAUUGGUGGCCGGCUUGAAUUUUGCAAAAACAUAUCCUAUAUUUUUAGGGCUAAUAAUCUUCAUAAUUUAGAAGCUUUUGUGCUGGAACUCACUGCAGUCUCUCUUGUCAAGCAUGGUGAUAGCAACAUCAUGCUAGGGCAGUGUUAUUUAACUAAGGGGAUUGGUAGAUACUCUUAGUAGGUGUUCCAAGCUCGUAAGGAACGACCCAAGAACACUUAUGUCUCGCCAAAGAUGCUAUAAUGAAUUAUAUCGAGCCAUGGAUGUGUUACAUUAAUAAUUUUCACAUCCCACUAAAAAGCUUUUUUGAUAUUACAGAGUUCUGUUCAUAAAUAUGUGUGAUGGCAAAUCCUCAGAUGUAUUUUAGAAAAAGUAACACAAAAUGGAGAAAAAACAAAGGGGUGUGAAUAAUUUCUGGUGGUAGUGUGAAGGAUCCAGAGCAAAAUAUGCUUCUAUUAACUCUGACAGUCUUUCUGUUUGAGAUCGGGAUUGAGGAUCACAGCAGCAUUUUAAGGAGCAUAUCACUCCCCUGUUACUUCAUUAAUCUCCAUCACAGAUGCCAGCAGUGACACGGCUGACAGAGGAGACAAUACCACCUGCUCUGCUCUCCCUCCUGCAGAUAAUGCAUGUUUUACAGUAGGCCAGAUGUCUACACUCAAUAAAACAUUUGACAAAAAAACAGCCUGUGUGUGUUCAGGGAUGUCUGUAUUGAGUAGAGAGCUGCAUGGGCACAGUGAUAGUGGUCCUGCAGACCACUGAUUAGAGAAUUAAAAGACACAGCUGACAUUGACUGUAGUGUAGAGGGGACAAUUAUAAUUAAGUCAGUUAAGUGAUGCUGAUUUCCGAAGGGCACAUGGAGGAUGCAGGUGUGUUUUGCCAAAGGGAAGUGGUCAUUUUGAGUUCUAUUUUUCCAAACAGAUUGAGUUAACCUUUCAUUGAAUGUUUUCUCCCCUGAAUCUAAAGCUAGACUAAAGCAUAAGUUAACCAAACAGCUGAUAUUUAAGGCUCCAAGGCCAGCAGGUUGAGCCCUAAGAGGGACUUGAUCUUAACACUGAAAACACAAAUUUUACUUAAGUCGAAGACACAACCCUACUUUAUAAACGGCUCCUUUGAUGGCUGAAUUAUAAAUUGUAUUUAAACGCAAUUUUUUUUAUUAACUAUUGGAAUUGAAAUGACAUUUUUUUUUUCAAAAUGUCAAAUUCAAUUCAGUUCAUGUUUUUUCUACAGCAUAAAUGUACAACAUAUGAUACCUCAAGGCUUAACAUAUACCCGUCUUUGAAGGUUGAGGAUUUUAAACAAAUAUUCAUGACAAAAUGACAUUAAAAAAAGAAUAAUAUGUUUUUGAUCUAUUUUUGUUGUCACUGGUUUGGAAAGUUCAUUUUUAAUUCUACUUAUUUUUUAACAUUAUUUUC